AUGUCCUAUGCCGUUCUGUUACCUAGAAAUAUGACUAGCUUGGGUGAGGCUUACAAGUACAUUGAUGGUGCCGAACAAGAAUCUAGAAACGGGAACCUAUCGGAAGCCUUGGAGAAGUAUAGACAUGCUUUAGACAAUUUGAUUGUCAAGGAAGAGGGUGCGGAGGAGGUCAGGUUGGGACCCGAAGUAGUAGAAGCCAUAAAGCUAUUGAGGCAGGAUAUCAACGACCGAGUUAGAGAUAUAGAAGCAUUGGUAGAGCUUCAGCGACCAACAACAGCAAGAAGUACGUCUCUUUCGGGAACAAUACUAACGAAUUUGAACUCAUCCUCGCAAAAUGUUGCAAGCGUAAGACCUUGGGAUGUUGUCAGAGGUGGGAAUCCUGCAGCUGGCAUGCAGGUCGAUCCACUGCUACUGAAGAUACUAAAUAAAUUACAAAAUGAGAUUAUUGCUAAACUAGAGGAAAAAAUAGUUGAAAAGGAUUAUCAUAAGGGUCAAAGUAUUGAAUCAAUAGUGAACCAAAGCUUAAUGCAAUUUGGGAAAGACUUGGCAAUCUAUGAGCAGAAAAACUACAAAGAGUUCAAUGCAAGAUUAGAAAAGGCAAAUAACGAAAAUAAAAAACUCUCAAAUCAAAUUGUCAAGCUACGAGAACGUUGGGACAGUCUUGUUGAGAGUGCAAAGCAAAGAAGAACAAGGCAACAGGAUAAUUUGAAUGGAAAUAACUCUGGGUGA
Molecule: messenger RNA, 729 nt
Organism: Torulaspora delbrueckii
Lineage: Eukaryota; Fungi; Ascomycota; Saccharomycetes; Saccharomycetales; Saccharomycetaceae
Gene: ATG38
Product: Atg38p
Exons: 2
Coding region: 1-729 (242 amino acids)
Source: RefSeq, a predicted model, not a curated record